AUGGUGCUUGGUCGUUUUGCGUUACUAAUGCUCGCGGGAGCCGUAAGCCAUGUCAACUGCUGGAACUCACCAAACACGUAUUAUCCAGGAGUAGGUGAUAGAACGUUUGGAAGUAACCGAGGAUACGGUCAGGGGAACGCUUUCGGUGGAGCAUGGAAUCAAGGACAAUUUCAAGGAGAUCAAGGGUUGGGCCCUGGCUUUGGGAAUAGCCAGUGGGGUGGAGACGGUAAAUCUUACGGAUCUGGAGGAGCAGGAAGUGGAUUACCCGGUUCUGGAUACAACGGAGCUGUAGGUAAUAAUGGAGCACCUGGAAACGACAAUGGGGCUGCCUUUGGUUCAGGUCAAGGUUUAGGGUUUGGAAACAAUGGACAGUUUCCUACAGGACCAUUUCAAGGAGGAAACUAUGAAGGUUUCACUCCAGGGACCGGAGGUGCCACAGGUAGUGCCGGUUUAGGACCCGACGGAUCCUUGGGUGCGCCCGGUUUAGGUGCUUAUGGCGGUAGUGGUGGAUCAUCGCCAGCAGGAGGGUUUAAUGGCGCAGGAUCAUCAACUCCCGUUACUAGUGGCUCAUAUGGAGGACCAGCAUCUGGUCGUCCUGCAGGAGCUGGACCAGCGCAACAUUUUGGAGAUGCUGGGUUGAGUUCCGGAGGAGUGAGGCCAGAGGUUAAGGGAUCAAAUCCACCAUCCAACGGGCAACAACCAACAAAUAUUCCUUCAGGCACUAAAGAAGUUGGUGCAGGAACAGGAGCAACAACAGGAGCGUCAGGUCCUGGAGCUGGAGCUGCUACUCCUAACGUACCUUUUACCGUUCCCGGAUCUCGUCCUGGUGUUGUUUAUUAUGUGAACCCAGCAGCUAUACCUGCAUCGUAUCCAAAGCCUUACGGUGCACCAGCAGGUUUUGGUGGUUAUGGUGGUGCCGGUAGAUACCCAUGGCAAGGUACAGGCUAUGUGUACCGAGUCCCAGUGGCCCAUGUGAACCCCGAUGGUAGCUACGGCUUUUCCUACCAAACGCCACAUUCGACUCGGGAAGAGGCAGGUGAUAGCAAUGGAAACGUUGACGGAAACUAUGGCUUCAACAACGAUGGCGCGAAACAUAAUUUCUCCUUCAGUGCUGGUCCCGAUGUAGAUUUGCGUACAGGCUUUGGUAGAAACCCAAGUGAAAUUGAUCCAACCGACUUCGGACCGCAGUCGGUUCACUCAAGAGGCCGGGUGCCGACGUUUCUACGCAAUGGUGCUGAUGGUUGGGAAGGUACCAUAGGCGGCACUCCCGUAACGACUGGAAGGCCUCAGGGUAACGGAGCAGAUGGUCCCAGUACGACCAGUGGCGCAAAUUCCUCAAACGGUCCUGAUGAUAGCACUCUUCGUGUGCUGGGAUUGCCAACAACAUCCCCCUCGACAGGUGGCUCAACACCACGUGAUCAGACAGUACGGGGAACUACUGAGGCAUAUAGUAACCCUAACGCUGGCAAUCAACUAGGUGUCGUACGUAAUACUGCAACUGUUAGUCCAAUCGGCAGUUCAAACGAUCGCACAACAUCAAGCGGAAUCGAUGAGGACGGCUUAACUACUCAGCAAGAUACUGAAGACUCAACGGAUUCAGUAAACAGCCUAAGAGGAUCGUUUAAUCAGGCUACCGAUGGCUCAGAUAGCCAAACCACUCGCCGUCCUCAACAGUCACCGAUCGAGCAAGUGGUUGCUCGUCCAGAAAAUGAUCCGCGAGGUUCCUUCGCGAACAAUAAUCUAGGUGGUCCGAACGAUUUGCAGUUUCCUGCGGGAACCGGUGUUGGGUUUCGUCCAACCGGUGGGAGCCUGGAUGAUCCGAAUGGUCUAAGAAAUAGAGCUUCAUCUUCCUUGGGACCGAAUGGCGUAGGGUCUCAAACGGCUGGCCCACGUCGGGAUGGUUCGUACCCAUUCGGAUAUCAAGCACCGGCUUCUACCCAACAAGGAGCCGCCAAUGGAGCGGGCAAUGUACGGGGCCCAUUUGCGUAUAACAAUCCGGCGGGUCGUAACGACGGCUUCCGAUCCGAUGGUAGCUUUUCUGCGCCAAAUGGUUUAGGUCCCGCAGGAGUUUCUCCUCCUGGUGGUGCCGGAGGAGUGUUGGGUGCUGGUGGAUUCAGAGGACCCGGCUAUGAUGGAAGAUAUCAAUUUGGUUAUCGUGCACCUGACUCAGAGCGUGAAGAAUCAUCGGAUGGUGCUGGUAACGUACGAGGAUCUUACGCGUACAACAAUGAGGCAGGAAGGAAUGAUUUACAGUACGUGGCGGGUCCUGGCACCGGAUUCCGUCCAACGGGUGGAAGCCUUUCCGUUCCAAAUGGACUCGGUGGAGCUGGUAACGGAUUUGGAUCUGGUAGUUCUCCAGGAUCUGGUAAUGGAUUUGGAUCCGGUGGUGCUCCAGGAGCUGGUAAAGGAUUUGGAUCCGGUGGUGCUCCACGAGCUGGUAAUGGAUUUGGGUCUGGUGGAGGCCUAGGAGCUGGUAAUGGAUAUGGAUCUGGUGGUGCUCCAGGAGCUGGUAAUGGAUAUGGAUCUGGUGGUGGCCUAGGAGCUGGUAAUGGAUUUGGAUCUGGUGGUGCUCCAGGAGCUGGUAAUGGAUUUGGGUCUGGUGGUGGCCUAGGAGCUGGUAACGGAUAUGGAUCUGGUGGUGCUCCAGGAGCUGGUAAUGGAUUUGGAUCCGGUGGUGCUCCAGGAGCUGGUAAUGGAUUUGGAUCUGGUGGUGGUCCAGGAGCUGGUAAUGGAUUUGGAUCCGGUGGUGCUCCAGGAGCUGGUAACGGAUUUGAAUCUGGUGGUGCUUUAGGAGCAGGCAAUGCAUUUGGAUCUGGUGGUGGUUUCAACAAUCGGGGAGGAUUGGGCGGGCCCUCUACCGUCACCAGAAGUCCCCAGGAUGUGCUCCCAUCUGGACGCUGGAAUACUGGAAACGGGGCGUUUGCCACUACGAGCGGAUCAUUGCAGCCUGAUAGUGCAUCGACGUCGCGUAAUGUAGCCGAUGAAAGCACUACCGGAAACUUUGAUGAUACACAGCAAACCACAACCUUUGGUAAUGGAGGACGUUUCUAA
Messenger RNA from Anopheles coustani, 3051 nucleotides. Its product is annotated as fibroin heavy chain-like. The record is from RefSeq and is a predicted model, not a curated record. The transcript has 4 exons. The coding region runs from base 1 to 3051 and encodes 1016 amino acids. NCBI's taxonomy places the organism in Eukaryota, Metazoa, Arthropoda, Insecta, Diptera, Culicidae.